Phalacrocorax carbo (great cormorant) is the source of this 1275-nucleotide messenger RNA. The record is from RefSeq and is a predicted model, not a curated record. Lineage: Eukaryota; Metazoa; Chordata; Aves; Suliformes; Phalacrocoracidae.
GGCCGGAAGCCGGAAGGCAGCCGGGAGGGUGUUCCGCGUUCGCGGGAGCGGCGGGCGGGGGCUGGGGCGGCGGCGGGGGCUGCGCCGCGCUCCGCCCGCGGCCGCUGGGGCGGCGAUGACCGAGUACAAGCUGGUGGUGGUGGGGGCCGGCGGUGUCGGCAAGAGCGCGCUGACCAUCCAGCUCAUCCAGAACCACUUCGUGGAUGAGUACGACCCCACCAUCGAGGAUUCGUACAGAAAGCAGGUUGUGAUUGAUGGAGAGACGUGCUUGUUAGACAUUCUGGACACUGCGGGACAGGAAGAGUACAGUGCCAUGCGUGACCAGUACAUGAGAACUGGGGAAGGAUUCCUCUGCGUGUUUGCCAUUAACAACAGUAAAUCGUUUGCUGAUAUUAACCUUUACAGAGAACAGAUAAAGAGAGUGAAAGAUUCAGAUGAUGUGCCAAUGGUGCUAGUUGGGAAUAAGUGUGAUUUGCCCACAAGAACUGUAGACACAAAACAGGCUCAAGAAUUAGCAAAAAGCUAUGGAAUCCCCUUCAUAGAGACAUCUGCUAAAACAAGACAGGGUGUGGAAGAUGCAUUUUACACACUGGUGAGAGAGAUCCGGCAGUACCGGAUGAAAAAGCUCAACAGCAAUGAAGAUGGGAAUCAAGGCUGUAUGGGAUUGUCUUGCAUUGUGAUGUGAUAAGAUGCCAAGAAUGCGUGGUUCAGAUGUAGCUGCUGGACAAGUCUCGAUGCUACUGUAUUGCGUCUCAUGCUGAUGCCCUGCAGUAUUUUGGUGCCAGUGACCAGAAUCUUGGUACCAGUUAAUUAGCACAAGGUCCUUUUCUGUGCUCCAUCUGAAGAGAACAUCUUUGGCGUCUACCUCCUUGCUCAGCUAACGGAGCAGUCGCAUCUCUUGAUGUACUGGGAUUCUUUUCUCACUGUGUUAUCUGGGUUUGUCCAAGAAGAAAACCAGUCACAAGAAAAAUGAACUAUAGAGACUAAAUGCUGUGAAAAAGAUGACACUUUACCUCUAGAGUAAAAGCUAGAAGUGAUGUUUGUCCCCUUUCUAUCGGAUUCUGAUUUGCAGUGCUGUCAGAGGAGCGGCACUAAUCAUUGCUUGGCAGGUAAUGUCAGAAAUGGUUUUGCCACCAUGAAUGCUCCUGUCACGUAUCAGAUUGGUAUCUGCUCUCUGUGCACCUGUACAGCAUAUUUGCAACAUCUCCUUUGUGCCAGGAGUACCACUUAACUGAUCCUUCAUUUUCUGUAAUAAAAAGGAAGUAUCUUUCCUAA